Molecule: messenger RNA, 1559 nt
Organism: Chara braunii
Lineage: Eukaryota; Viridiplantae; Streptophyta; Charophyceae; Charales; Characeae
Source: the annotation of a GenBank genome assembly
GCUGUUCGUGACCUCAUCCGAGAGCACCACGACGUUUUCCCAUCGUCGUUCUCGUACGCCGGCAUCCCACCGAUGCGUGACGUCGAGCACUACAUCCAGCUUGUGCCUGACUAUCGUGUUCACCACCAGGCACCCUACAGACUCUCGAUCCCCGAGGCCACCGAASUCAAGCGUCAGCUUGAGGAGCUCCUGAGACUGGGUUUCAUUAAACCCAGCAACUCCCCGUGGGGUGCACCCGUCCUCUUUACUCGCAAAGCGGAUGGAACUCUUCAUCUCUGCAUCGACUACCGCGGUCUCAACCGCUACACGGUUAAGAACAAGUACCCCAUGCCUCGUUCCAAUGAGCUGUUCGACCGCCUAGCAGGCAACCGCUUCUUUACGAAGAUUGAUCUUCGUAGCGGUUACCAUCAGAUCCGCGUCGCUGAAGUCGAUCAGCCGAAGACAGCGUUCCGAUCGCGCUUCGGCCACUACGAGUUUACGGUGAUGCCAUUUGGCCUCACCAAUGCAUCCGCCACCUUCCAGAGGGCGAUGAACGACAUCUUCAGGGACAUCCUGGAGCAGUAUGUUCUCGUCUACCUCGACGAUAUCCUGGUCUACAGUCGUACCCUCGAAGAGCACCUCAGACACCUUCGUGACGUCCUUGACCGCUUGCGCAGACAUGGCUUCUACGCCAAGGUGAGCAAGUGCCGCUUUGCCCAGCACAAAGUGAAUUUCUUGGGACACUACGUGUCUGACCAGGGUCUCCACAUGGACGACGCGAAGAUCACUGCUAUCGCGGAGUGGCCCGUUCCCACAUCCGCCAAGCAGCUUCGCAGCUUCCUAGGCCUGACCAGCUACUAUAGUGAUUGUCCGAUAGCCUUCUACUCCCGUCAGCUCUUGCCUGCCGAGAUAAACUACACCGCUGAUGAACGUGAGGUUCUCGUAGUAGCUUAUGCCGCUCGACAAUGGCGUCACUACUUGCACGGGGCACUAUUCACGCUGCGCACGGACAACUCUGUUGUGCAGGCUUUUCUGACAAAAUCGAAGCUCACUCCUCGACAGGCUCGCCGGUGGCGCGACCUAUCCGAGUUUCGUUUCACCACUGAGCACAUCAAGGGUGAGACUAAUCGGGUCGCAGAUGCCUUAUCCCGGCGCCGUGACCACGACCAGGAGCAGAUCCAGCUCUCUUCCAUCUCGGUCACCACUAUCCACCACUCAGUGAUCGACGAGUUUCGCACUCAGUACCGCCACUGCCCUGACUAUCGCGACAUCCACGCGAUCCUUCGGAGUGGCAAGACUGUCCCGAACUACUCUCUCGGGGACAACGGUCUUGUGUAUUGGCACGGUUCACAGGGCACCAGAGAGCCCCGUAUUUGCGUUCCCUCCACUGGACAGCUACGUGUCCGAGCAGUAACAGAGUUCCAUAACCAAGCAGCCGCUAGUCAUAUGGGCUUCCACAAGACGUUGGCUCGUGUGAGCCGCCUGUACGUCUGGCCGAAGCGCAAGGACUUUGUGAAGGACUACGUCGCAGAGUGUCCCACCUGUCAGUAGGUGAACAGUGCGAACUACCUGCUUAUGGU